Hyla sarda is the source of this 1992-nucleotide messenger RNA. It is a transcript of the gene REELD1, whose product is annotated as reeler domain containing 1. Bases 40 to 1578 code for a protein of 512 amino acids. Gene Ontology annotation, molecular function: oxidoreductase activity, acting on metal ions. The transcript has 7 exons. The record is from RefSeq and is a predicted model, not a curated record. Lineage: Eukaryota; Metazoa; Chordata; Amphibia; Anura; Hylidae.
UACUACUUGUGUGAUUUGGGAAAAGCAUCCUGACUAAACAUGCUUCUCGUGGGGGAAGAUUUCACAAAGUAUAGAUUGUGGGGGAUUGUAUGGAUCUGCAUCAGCCUCGGUUUUAUUUCAUAUUCUGAAGCAUUCUCUCAUGGUGGAAGUUUUGCUGCUUGCUUGGACAUGAAACCAAAGCACAUUCGAGCUUUACCACAGAACCCCAGGAAGAAUUAUGUCACCGUUUACACCAAUCGCUCUUUUUACCUGCCAGGAGAAAAAGUCCCUGUUACUUUGAGAAGUACAAGAGAUUUCAUGGGCUUUUUCCUUCAAGCUCGCAGAGUAUCGAAUGACCAAGUAGCUGGGUCUUUUGUGUUCAUUCCACCUGGCUCCAAACUACUGCGCUGCUUUGAAGAUGGAGACACUGUGACCCAUUCAGACAAGUCCUUGAAAAGAAAUCUGUCCUUUGUGUGGAAGUCACCUGAUCAGCCUGUGGGAGACAUUAAAUUCUUUGUAUCGGUGGUUCAGUCUUACUUUGUUUACUGGGCAAGAAUUGAAUCAAAUGUCAUGGCUGGAAAUGUUCAUAACUGGACAUCAGAGACCCAAGAUAUAAAGGCAUCAGACAUGGAGACAUCUUCUGUCACAAGUACAUGUAUUGCCAUAAACCUCAAACAUUCCACUACGUUGACUGGUGCAAACAAGAUAUCUCUAGUUAGCAUUAAAGGAACCAAGCCGCCAGAAAUUAGGAUCACAACUGUUACAGAGAAAACGAAGCAUGUCUUCCCUAAUGUCACAUCUAUUAUUAGAACUUCUCCACAGUUUGUGACCACCAGCAGUAGCGUUUCUCAUGGAUCAACUGUCCAGACUGUCACGUUACAGAACAUCAAAUCACAGCAUCUGAACUUAACAUCCACUCACCGUAUAAACAGCAGGACUCAACAUUUACAUCUAGGAAGACUUACAACACAUUGCAGCACAUGUAUAGAAGAAAGCAAGCUGGUUACUCAAGGACAAAAAUUGACUUCACCAAGCCUAUCGUCUUCUCCUGCUUCCUUUGCACAGUAUACCAUUCAACUUUUACAAACUGAAGAAAUAAUGAAGGAGCCUAUAAAGUCCAGCUUCCAGGAUUCUCAGAAUCACGUUUCUUCUGGUCCCACCACACAAUAUAAAGUGCUUAAGGCCACCAAAGAGCUCUCUGCAAACUUUCUGCAUCAGCCAGAAUCUCCAUCACUAGAAAGAAAUACAGAAAUCAGUACUUCUUCAUGGGUGACCAGGUCUAUCCAAGAGUUUGGUGUCCCAACAAAAGAGAAGGAAAACAAAGGGAAAAGGAUGCAGUUUGCUAUGACCCAGCUAGGCAUCCUACUUGGCUGCUCUGUAGUCCUUGGGAUGGCCCUUGCUGCCGGUUUGCGGUGCGUCCAUGCUCAGUACUGUCACAGGAGGACCGAAGUUUCCUUCAGCGAACCAGACAACAAUGUUAUUACACUGAGAGAGAAUGGGGAAAUGAUGCAAUUCAAGAAAUUUAGAGAGAACAGCUUUGUGUUGGUCCAAGCAGAAUAUAACUGGAUCACUCCAGCUGUCGGUAAAAAUUUACAGUAACGGUCAAUUACACAAAGGAAAAAAUCCUGAUUGUAGUUUGUCUAGUAUGUAAUGUUUUGAACAAAGACUUUGUUUUAAGGGAAAAUACAUAGUAAUAUAGGAGGUUGCAAACCUACUUUAUUUUUGUCUGGAAGUCUUAUUCAAAAAUCAUGGCGAGCAAAUGUUUUUUUUACAGACAAAUUGGAAAACCAUAAGGAAUCAUAAAGAUUAUGAGCGAGACAUCUCUAAAACUCAAUAUACUUAUAUAAAUUUGUUACCACCCUUUUCUCUGAACCAUAAAAGGAUGAUAAUUCCGAUCACAAUCACCUGCUAAAGUAUGCACAGCGUCAAAAAACCAACAGACACGUGUAAAAAUAACAUUACAAACAGACACAUAUGUUAAAAAAAAUUAAAGUGUGCAAUACACGCCCCACC